AUGAGGCCCAAGGAGGAGGUGGAUGCGAAGCUCCAAACGGGGACUUUUAUUUUAUCCGAGAAAAUAGAUGACACUAAGUCGAAGAAAAGCGAAAAAGAAAUGAAGAAAGAAAUGAAGAGGCUCGAAAAAGAGAAGCAGGAGCGCGAAAAGCGCGAGAAGAAAGCCAGGGAAAAGGAAAAAGAGCGUGAAAAGCAAGCUAAAAAAGGU
This is a messenger RNA of Brenthis ino (lesser marbled fritillary), 207 nucleotides long. The record is from the annotation of a GenBank genome assembly. Lineage: Eukaryota; Metazoa; Arthropoda; Insecta; Lepidoptera; Nymphalidae.